Molecule: messenger RNA, 1200 nt
Organism: Cladophialophora psammophila CBS 110553
Lineage: Eukaryota; Fungi; Ascomycota; Eurotiomycetes; Chaetothyriales; Herpotrichiellaceae
Exons: 1
Coding region: 1-1200 (399 amino acids)
Source: RefSeq, a predicted model, not a curated record
AUGCUUCCACUGACCUUCUGUGUCGAGACGAAACAAGCUCAUGACAAGUUUGCUCGACAAAAAAUGGUUUUGAACAGCAAGACAUCGAACCCUGCAACGUUUCUAGGCUUCAUGGCGACGACUGCAGCCCAUAGAGCAGUCUUUUAUGGUCGACAUGAAGACCUGGCGCCAUCCAAUACCAAUCAUGAUGACCUUAUCUUCGAUCCAGACUAUAUCAGAGUUAAGAAUGAAGCAAUGGUGGCCGUUCGCCGCGCGUUCGACCAGCGUGCAAACGUAGAUAACCAGAUGGUUGAGGCCUGCUUUGGCCUUAUCUCGACCGCUACAGUUGUGGGCAACUUCGCAGAGGCCAGAAUACAUCUGAAAAUCCUCGAGCGGAUAACUUCACAGAUGACCCUUUCAGACGAAACAAUGAUGUGGCUACCGCUGUCAAAUGUGAAAGUCUCGGUUGGACUACUUGUGCGCCCUGUCCUCCCGCUGCUUUUCACGCGCGAACCCUUACCUGAAGAGGUUUUGUUCUGUGCUGCUCAACAUCUUGGAACUGACAUGACUCGCCUGGGACAGGAUUUCACGCAGCUGCAGCAAAUGAGCCAGCGAUUGAAACUGCUGCUCACUACAGCCAGCGAUAUUUGCCGUCUUUGUGAAAUGCAUAGUGUGGUUCCCCGAGGCCCGUCGCCCGCAGAGAACCUGAGCUUGCGGAAGAAAGCAACAGAGCUGGAAUUUGAUCUGCUAGCAUAUCCCUAUGAAACAGAUAUAUUUCCUCGAAAUAACGAAAACGAGCCAGAAAUACCAGCACUGGAAGGCAUAAUCCGUCUUGCAGCCCUGGGCAUGCUCUCGAUUGCUCCUCACACAAUUAUGGCUCCUACCGGGCUCGGGAGAGCUCUAACACACCACCAGAAAGGGGCGUUUGAGAAGUGGCUCCAUUGGAAACGAUCCGAAGACGCGGAAGAACAAAAGAUCAUCUGCUGGGUCCUCUUCGUCUUCGUGCAAAACUCGCUGAAACAACCGGAGCAGCGCUUCUUCACGGAGUUCCUGGCGCAGGUUGCUCGGGAUCUUCGUCUCCUGACCUGGGAAGAGGUCGAACAGGUCAUGUACGGGCUCCUGUAUAUGCCGCGGCUGCAGUCUUCGAUAUGGCAGGGCAUCUGGGCCGACGUUUGCAAGGUUCAGAACUCCACUCACCAGCCUCACCACGACCUUCAAUGA